Messenger RNA from Gongylonema pulchrum, 245 nucleotides. The record is from the annotation of a GenBank genome assembly. Lineage: Eukaryota; Metazoa; Nematoda; Chromadorea; Rhabditida; Gongylonematidae.
AUGGGAUUUGUGAAGGUUGUCAAGAACAAGGCCUAUUUCAAGCGCUAUCAGGUGAAGCUGAAGCGUCGGCGUGAGGGCAAAACCGAUUACUAUGCGAGGAAACGUCUGACGGUGCAGGACAAGAACAAAUACAACACACCCAAAUAUCGCAUCAUCGUACGCUUCACCAACAGAGAUGUCAUCGCCCAGGUAAGCCGAUAUCCUGCAAAACAGCCCAUUUUUAUGUGGUUCAUGUGCGCUUGAUG